AUGAUUGAUGGUUUUCUGGAGUGUCGAUGCGUCGACAAUGUGGCAAGUGAGGAGGAGGAGAUGGUGGGGCAGGCGAAAGGGAGGUCGACAUGGACUAUCAACAAUCAGGUUCCGAAUCCUUCCUACGUGCCCUAUGGUAUCGAUGGACCACGAAUUAGCAUCACUGGCGCCUCUUCAGUGCUCAUGAGGUACGUCUCGCUGCUGAAAACCGACACCUCCUACCCCCUGAAGAUCUUGUACUCAGUGCAUAAGGAGUUUUGCGGCUAUCGUGUUCACAUGCUUAUGCCGCCGCCAUCACCGCUGCAAGACAUAAUUAAGGGUCCACUGGCAACACAAUUGGUGAGACUUAAUGCUUGCACAAUGUUGGUGAGUGCUGACAUUGCUCUGAUUGCGCCUUGUCUGUCUCAAACAGUGCGCUGCACUGGCAUAAUGGAAGGCCUUACAAAUGACACUGGUAAAUUGGACCGGAGAAGCAUAACAAAUGGUGAAGACUCAGGGUCACAUAGCGUCGUGUUGAAAGCACGUCCGUCAACAAUGUCGAUGGAGGAAAAGAAUACCAUCAUUACUACCGUCUCAACGGGCUCUAUCGAUCGGUUUACCUCUAAUAGUAAUGAUGAUGUACAAAAGGUAGACGUUGAAAAGGAAACAGUCUUGGAUGUGGUUCGUAAGCCCCUGUCGCCUAGCAUGGUAUAUUGCGGUGGACCCCCUCCGACUAGACAAAAUCUCACCUUAAAUGGUGCUACAGAGUCCGUGGUAUCUCCCCAUGACAAUGUUGAUGGCGAAUCUCCGCUGGAUGGUGUGAACAUUUGCAUCGCUGCCGAUGAGCUGCCAUCAAAGAAACGAAAGUCAACCAACCGACCGUUAAACAUACCUCGGUUUUACCCGAUCCACAAGCUGUCCUCCCUUUCGGCGCCCUAUCAACAGCCCAUCAAGGCGAAUCAGCCAGUUCACCUUUAUGUCUGGCAAAUGCCAUUGGCGGAAGAGGUCGCUUCUCUCAUCAAAGUGAAUGCAGCGUACUUCCGGUACACCGAUCAGACGAUCGGUCUCCUCUUCUCCAAGCCCAUUUCAAAGCCUUUUGGGUGCGUGGAGACAGGGUUGAAUUUGGCAUCGAGGCCAGCCACAUUGGCUGCAUCAUGGCUAGCGGUAUGUUGA
This is a messenger RNA of Hydatigera taeniaeformis, 1152 nucleotides long. The record is from the annotation of a GenBank genome assembly. NCBI's taxonomy places the organism in Eukaryota, Metazoa, Platyhelminthes, Cestoda, Cyclophyllidea, Taeniidae.